AUGAUUAUAGAAGAAUUUCAGGCAAUACAUUUCAAGAACACAUAUCAUCAUCAUCAUCAUCAUCAUCAUCAUCAUCAUCAUCAUCAUCAUCAUCAUCAUCAUCAUCAUCAUCAUCAUCAUCAUCAUCAUCAUCAUCAUCAUCAUCAUCAUCAUCAUCAUCAUCAUCAUCAUCAUCAUCAUCAUCAUCAUCAUCAUCAUCAUCAUCAUCAUCAUCAUCAUCAUCAUCAUCAUCAUCAUCAUCAUCAUCAUCAUCAUCAUCAUCAUCAUCAUCAUCAUCAUCAUCAUCAUCAUCAUCAUCAUCAUCAUCAUCAUCAUCAUCAUCAUCAUCAUCAUCAUCAUCAUCAUCAUCAUCAUCAUCAUCAUCAUCAUCAUCAGCAUCAUCAUCAUCAUCAUCAUCAUCAUCAUCAUCAUCAUCAUCAUCAUCAUCAUCAUCAUCAUCAUGAUCAUCAUCAUCAUCAUCAUCAUCAUCAUCAUCAUCAUCAUCAUCAUCAUCAUCAUCAUCAUCAUCAUCAUCAUCAUCAUCAUCAUCAUCAUCAUCAUCAUCAUCAUCAUCAUCAUCAUCAUCAUCAUCAUCAUCAUCAUCAUCAUCAUCAUCAUCAUCAUCAUCAUCAUCAUCAUCAUCAUCAUCAUCAUCAUCAUCAUCAUCAUCAUCAUCAUCAUCAUCAUCAUCAUCAUCAUCAUCAUCAUCAUCAUCAUCAUCAUCAUCAUCAUCAUCAUCAUCAUCAUCAUCAUCAUCAUCAUCAUCAUCAUCAUCAUCAUCAUCAUCAUCAUCAUCAUCAUCAUCAUCAUCAUCAUCAUCAUCAUCAUCAUCAUCAUCAUCAUCAUCAUCAUCAUCAUCAUCAUCAUCAUCAUCAUCAUCAUCAUCAUCAUCAUCAUCAUCAUCAUCAUCAUCAUCAUCAUCAUCAUCAUCAUCAUCAUCAUCAUCAUCAUCAUCAUCAUCAUCAUCAUCAUCAUCAUCAUCAUCAUCAUCAUCAUCAUCAUCAUCAUCAUCAUCAUCAUCAUCAUCAUCAUCAUCAUCAUCAUCAUCAUCAUCAUCAUCAUCAUCAUCAUCAUCAUCAUCAUCAUCAUCAUCAUCAUCAUCAUCAUCAUCAUCAUCAUCAUCAUCAUCAUCAUCAUCAUCAUCAUCAUCAUCAUCAUCAUCAUCAUCAUCAUCAUCAUCAUCAUCAUCAUCAUCAUCAUCAUCAUCAUCAUCAUCAUCAUCAUCAUCAUCAUCAUCAUCAUCAUCAUCAUCAUCAUCAUCAUCAUCAUCAUCAUCAUCAUCAUCAUCAUCAUCAUCAUCAUCAUCAUCAUCAUCAUCAUCAUCAUCAUCAUCAUCAUCAUCAUCAUCAUCAUCAUCAUCAUCAUCAUCAUCAUCAUCAUCAUCAUCAUCAUCAUCAUCAUCAUCAUCAUCAUCAUCAUCAUCAUCAUCAUCAUCAUCAUCAUCAUCAUCAUCAUCAUCAUCAUCAUCAUCAUCAUCAUCAUCAUCAUCAUCAUCAUCAUCAUCAUCAUCAUCAUCAUCAUCAUCAUCAUCAUCAUCAUCAUCAUCAUCAUCAUCAUCAUCAUCAUCAUCAUCAUCAUCAUCAUCAUCAUCAUCAUCAUCAUCAUCAUCAUCAUCAUCAUCAUCAUCAUCAUCAUCAUCAUCAUCAUCAUCAUCAUCAUCAUCAUCAUCAUAUCAUCAUCAUCAUCAUCAUCAUCAUCAUCAUCAUCAUCAUCAUCAUCAUCAUCAUCAUCAUCAUCAUCAUCAUCAUCAUCAUCAUCAUCAUCAUCAUCAUCAUCAUCAUCAUCAUCAUCAUCAUCAUCAUCAUCAUCAUCAUCAUCAUCAUCAUCAUCAUCAUCAUCAUCAUCAUCAUCAUCAUCAUCAUCAUCAUCAUCAUCAUCAUCAUCAUCAUCAUCAUCAUCAUCAUCAUCAUCAUCAUCAUCAUCAUCAUCAUCAUCAUCAUCAUCAUCAUCAUCAUCAUCAUCAUCAUCAUCAUCAUCAUCAUCAUCAUCAUCAUCAUCAUCAUCAUCAUCAUCAUCAUCAUCAUCAUCAUCAUCAUCAUCAUCAUCAUCAUCAUCAUCAUCCAGCUUCAUGGCGUGAGAUGUUCCUUAGCUAUUCAGGCCUUGACUAACCUUUUUAUAGAAUGGAUAUAUUAA
Messenger RNA from Schistosoma turkestanicum, 2112 nucleotides. The record is from the annotation of a GenBank genome assembly. Lineage: Eukaryota; Metazoa; Platyhelminthes; Trematoda; Strigeidida; Schistosomatidae.